Molecule: messenger RNA, 189 nt
Organism: Heterobasidion irregulare TC 32-1
Lineage: Eukaryota; Fungi; Basidiomycota; Agaricomycetes; Russulales; Bondarzewiaceae
Exons: 2
Source: RefSeq, a predicted model, not a curated record
CACCACAUCCUCACGCCCUCGGGCCGCGAGUUCAGCGUCGGCGGAAGGGUGCAGAACGUGUCGACCGAUCCGCUGGCACCGUGCGUCAUGUAUUGGCCGGACAACGAGCCUCUUCCCGAACAGGGUCAGCUGCGCCCCAGCGGCCUAUUGGGUGUUCCGGUAUCACCCCCCGAUCCUCAAUACCGGCAA